Molecule: messenger RNA, 4374 nt
Organism: Cyprinus carpio (common carp)
Lineage: Eukaryota; Metazoa; Chordata; Actinopteri; Cypriniformes; Cyprinidae
Product: protein FAM110D-like
Source: RefSeq, a predicted model, not a curated record
AAGUCAGUCCCCCAAACAACCUCCCUCUGCUGUCGUGUUUGUGGUGGGCUCAGUUUACACUCAUACCUGCCCGCCCACCGUAGUGGGAUGAUCCCGGUCUCAUCCACGAACCACAAACGCUCCUCCGACAUUCAGUUCAGAACCAGUGAGCCGCAGUCGAGACACUAAACGGAGAUUAGCAGCUGCGGAUCACGACACACGGGCUCCAGGUAUAGCAGGAGAAGGACAGGACCUCUGUCUAUCAAACUCUGAAGUGCCCGGUGCCAGCUCUAUAGGUCAACCCAACCGUAACGCCACAGGACAAUAGGAGCCUAACCCAGAGACCUUAGACAGCUAUCAAAAAGCAAAUAAUCGAGCUCAUUAGCUCUCUUCCCCCAAGACGAGCUUCUCUGAAACAUUCAACAGAAAAAAGGAAGUUAAAAAGGACCAAACAAGAGGGAAAAAGGCCACUGGCAGCUAUUUCUGAUGCUCUGUGGUGAAGAGAACAUCUCAUUUGGGAUUUGAGGAUUGCGGAAAAAGGAUUUCCCCAUGCCCUGCCCAUUUAUCCCAAUGCCUGUAUAAAUAUUCCAUGGAGAUAUCGAUUUGUCCCUUUUCCAACAGCACCCAGUAAAGAGACUAAGUAUUGCAAAUCCCAACAGCCUGUCUGUUGCUUAAACCUCUCAGAUUCUUAGAAUGCCUAAAAAUCUAUAUUCAUAGGGGUGCUAUAAAUGGAUCCCUAAAAACAUCUAUAUUCCGAGACACGUCAGCUCUUGAAGAAGCAUCAGACCGGUGGUUUCAUCUCCAGAGAGUUUCCUUCUCUUUGUAGGGCAAGGCAGCUGGUUUGUCCUUUUUAUUUGGAUGUUUUUUUUCCAGAACUCCAAAAUGAAGCCCUUAACUCCUAUUGGUUCACCUUCUCCGCUGCGGCUCCUGAACAAGGGGCCUGAAUACCUGCGCAGGCAGAUGGAUGCCGGAAGCAGGGGUCGUUCCGUCAGUGCUGUAGAGCGUCUGGAAGCCGACAAGGCAAAGUACGUCAAGAGUCAACAGGUCAUCAACACAAAGCAGGAGCCCGUGUUAGUGCCCUGUGCAACCCCUCCACCGGUGCCCCGUCGCAACUUUAGCGUGUCCACUCCUUCAACACCUGUUUUCCCGCCUCGAAAUAAAACGGCGCCUUUCUCUGCACCGCUGUUCUCCAGGGAUCAAAAUGAGGACGAUUCCAGAAAAGAGAACUGUCGGAAUGAAACCGACUUGGAAACCAACAAUCGCAACAAUACAAACAAGCCUCCCGUACCUUCCCCUAGAACUCCAACCAUUGCUCCAUUAGUCGCCCCACGAAGUGCUCCAAUAAUGCGCAGGAACAAUGGCAAGCGCAUGCUGCGUCCAGACUCCCUGGUUAUUUACAGACAGAAGAAAGAGUGCAAGAGUCCCAGCGGUGGUGGUGAAAAUGCCAGCAGCAACUUAGAGGUCAAGGGAUACAGCUUUGUACGACGGCUCUUCCAGGGAUCCAUGCGUGAAAAGAGCGUUGGUAACGAGGCUCAGAAAAUGGUGAUAAAUGAGGAGAAGGCUUCUUCCUCUCGAGACGGGGAUUCGCGAAUGUCCUGGUCCAAUGACAAAGACACUGUCGAUGUUGGGAAUGAGACUAGACGAUCUAGCAAAUCCGAGCGAGAGCACUCAACACCCGAGACGCAAAAUGACAACACUGGCUUUCAGGACAAGCAAUCAAAGAACUGCAUGAUCAACAGUUUACGAAACAGCACGGGGAAUCCCAACAAUAAUGACAUGGACCCAUGGAAGCCAGUCAUUCCUCAGAUGCGAUCCGAUUUGAAACGCUCCAAGUCAGAAUUGCUACUACGCUGCUCACUAGCCAUGUCCGAGCAGGAACGCUUCUUCGACUACUGUGGAUUGGAUCUGGAUAUGGUGGAACGGCUCGGACCAGAGAACUUUCUAACUGGGGCCAGUUCAGUUGACACGCUCUCUCUGCUACUGAGGAGCAUCGGAGGCGGCGGUGGCUCGGAGCCCAGCGAGUUUUCCCGGCACUCCGGUGAUGGGCUUUUCCAGGAGGAGCUUGCCGAGCAGAUCUCUACAGGUGUGUCCAUUAUCGAGAGAAAUGCACGGGUCAUAAAGUGGCUCUACGGUUGCAGGAACGCAGUCCAGGAGGGUCCUAAAGAGUCUACUGUUUGAUUAACUAAACCCAAGACUUUCUGGAGCUGUGUUCCAAUCUGGGAAGCUAUGCUGUAUUUAUUUUACAUGAGAGUAUUUAAGAGAUUGUUUGGCUUAUCACAGCCAGUACGAGGACAUUCAUGUUAUUUUGUGUAAGUCACACAUGAAGCUGCAAACCGACACAUCCUUUCAUGACCUACACUGUGGCUUUGUCGCCCCCUAUACCCUCAUUCACUAUUCCCAACAUCACAUUACUAAUAUAGUCUACUCGAAGGAGUGAAUGAAAACAAAUAAGUGAAUUCGGACACUGAAUGUGGCUGUGGACUCCAACUUCUGGAAAGAUUCAGAAAUUAAUUUGCUGCAUUUCUCACAUUGCAUGGCUAUUCUGUAGCGGCCUAUACAGUCAUUAUUGCGGUGCAUUAUGGGAUUGAAUGAGUGCGUUUAAUAAUGUCAGCCUAGUCCACUAUAGAGUAAUGGGGGCGAUAAUGAUGUAUCUUUAGCGAUGUCAUCUCCUGUUCUCUGUAAGUAGUCCGUCCUGAUACUUCUGUUCAGAAACGAGUGUUAUUUGUUGAGUGUAACUUAAAGGACGUGUCAUCUGAUGAAUCAUUUUACAUUGAAAACCACUAAGCUUUUCUCUGGGGCUGGGAAACCGAUGCAUGAGUGUUAAAUGAACCAUGUGUACCUCAUUUCCCAACUGUCCCAGUUUAGUUUGUAUGUUGCCUUUUUUUUUUUCCUUAAACGCAGGCGUUGGAACAAACACACAGAGGACCCCUGUGGGGAUAUUAAUGCACUGAAUUGGAGAAAGUGACGGAGUGAGAGCUAUAUAUACUGUUAUGAAACAUAUUUUUAACACUGAGUGUAUGCAAAGAAGUAGGGCCUUAAAACAAACUGAUUUUGAGUUUCAUUAACUUAUGCCAAAGAAAUGUGCUGCAUACUGAUAAACAAUAAGUUCCAAACCCUAUCGAGCCGCCUUGAGAGAAUGAUGUUCACAGAUUUUGACAUUAGCAUGUUGCUAAGCUAAUAACUUGAAAAUAUAUUGGGUGAAAUAACAUAUUUUUUAUUAAUAUUUUUCCAGUACAGAACAUAUUUAUAAUCGACACAUCUUCCGUUGUUUAUUAUAUUUUUUUCCCCUGUGUAUUUUAGAAUAGCCUGAUUCAUGAAGGACACAUGUUGUGCUAAUUCAAUUUUGGCCAAAACUCUGUAUUGCACAAGGUAUUGUAAUUUUGCUCUAAAUAUUGCAUCCAAAUAUUAAUUUCUGAAGGGGACCAAAAAUAAAAUUUUAAGAAUCAGUCAUUGAAAAACCAAUACUCUUGGUAGCCGCUCACUUGAAAAAAAAAACAGCAUAUGCUCAUUAGGUAUGUUUUGAAGCAUGGCUGCUGGUUUGAGCUGGUCCUUGCUGGUCAUGUGCUGGUCCUAAGCUGGUUCUAUGCAGCUAGCUACUGUUUAGGACCAGCUUAUGACCAGCUUAAACCCGCUCAAACUAGCUCAAACCAUCAGCCACACUUCAAAACAUACCUAACCAGCAUAUACUGUUUUUUUUUCAACAGGGUUGGGUUUGGAACAAUUUGCCCCCAGCUGUCUUUUACCAGUAACUAAAGCAUGCAAAUAGCUCAAUUUCAUUCCCAUGUUUGGUAAACUGCAUCUAUGGGUGUUACUUUGAUUACGUUGAUGAUAAAUUAUGGUUGUUUGCACAUUUGUCCUAAACGCAAAUGACAGUUCCUGUGGCGGAGCAUUGUUCAGUACGUACUUGAUCAAGCUUUUUCUGGGUUUAACUCAUAAAAGUACAGUGUUUAACAAAGUAGAGAUGACGUAACAGCAAGAGACCUGCCGGGUGGACACACACUCCCAGUGUGGGAGACGCUGAUGUGUUUUCAUAUUGAAGGAGACCUUUGAAAGCUCCUCCUGUCUGAAUGCAUCAAUCAGACACUGAUUCUCCUUUGUCGUAAUGAAACCCCCCGGUCGGAGGCAUUAAUCAAUCUCUAUGAUACCACUGAUAAAUGAAGCAAAGGUCCGCUGCAGCAUGCACAGGUCAGACUGCGGCCUGCAGAGAAAGAACUGUGAUCUUUUCUUUCAACUUUUUCAUCCCCAACAUCCAAGAUGCAUUCAGUCUUCCAGAGCACCCGAAAUCUCUCUCUUGCAUGUUUACAGUCCAUCUGUAUAUGUUUCUAUAAAGAAUUUAGAUUUCCACCCAAAGAUAUAUUACAGAGAAUAUCCUAAUAAAAUGCUAUUUCUGAAAAA